Molecule: messenger RNA, 693 nt
Organism: Oldenlandia corymbosa var. corymbosa
Lineage: Eukaryota; Viridiplantae; Streptophyta; Magnoliopsida; Gentianales; Rubiaceae
Source: the annotation of a GenBank genome assembly
AUGAUUUCGUCAAUAUCCACAUCAUGGAAGAGAGCUGCAGAGCAGAAUUGCUUAGCCCUCUUGGAACUCUGCAACAGCUUACCAAAACUGUCCCAAAUCCACACUCACAUCCUCAAAAUUGGACUCCACAGUAACCCUUUUGUCCUUACAAGAUUUGCUUCCAGAGCAUCUGACCUUAAUGCAAUACAGUAUGCCUCUGGUUUCCUAUUUGGCCCUGAUGCCCAAACCCAUCUCUACGAUACCUUCCUAUUCAAUACUGUCAUCAGGGCUUAUGCUCAAACCAGUCACUCAAAGAAGAAUGCAGUGUUUUAUUACAAAAUGAUGAUUAAAGAUUGCAUUUUGCCAAAUAAAUUUACCUAUCCUUUUGUUCUCAAGGCCUGUGCUGGGAUUGGGGAUUUGGGUUUAGGCCAGAGUGUUUACGCAUCAGUGUUGAAAUAUGGGUUUGGCGAUGAUAAGCAUGUUUUGAAUACCAUGGUUCACAUCAAGGGCAACGUUAAGAAGAGUGGCAUGAUAUAUAUGAAGCAAGAUUUGAAUAAUUUAUCAUCCUACGAGGGGAGCCAAUCAAAAUCCUCCCCAUGUUUUAGUUCAAUAUUCUCUGUGCCGGGACCCCUACAAGAGUUGCUUAUUGACAAAUACAGAAAACAAAUCUUUGGUUCUUCAUUUAAUAGUUGGUACGGAGUGGUGGAACAAUAA